AUGGCGAAAAAAGGCACUAAGACGGAUUUAGACGGAGCUAUAAACGAAUUUCUUACUUACGAUGAGUAUUUAGACUCUAAGAUAACGCCGUUAGACCAUUAUUAUCUCGAGGAUGAGAAGUUGGCUCGCCAGGUGGUGGAGCAGGGCCUCAGGGGCGAGGUCUGGAAGAGAGAGGAAUUUGAGAGCAGGAAAGCAGCUGCUCAGGCCUCCAGGCUCUCCAAAAGGAGCGAGCAGAAGACCCUGGCAAGUGCAGGAAAAGAACUCAAAGACAACUUCCUGAGAGCCCUGGCCGAGCGUGAAGAGGCCAACCGCAGUGGGAAAAAUCAUUCCAUAAUUUUCAUAAGGGCCCACAAUGCCAGUGGACAGGAAAUAUCUGGCUAUAUAGACUAUUCCCACAGACUCCAAUGUGAAGACUUUGAACCAUAUUUCUGUGGGAGAAUAAGGCUUUUGCCACGGCCAACUGACUUAAGUUUCUACAACUGGAAAACAAAUGAAGUAGCAUCAUGUGACAGUGAAAACUACCGGGUGAUCGCUAACAAACCAACUGGUGUACUCUUCAUGAACAAGCAGGACCGAAAUAUUGUUAAUGUGGACCCACAGGCACCACCUUGUGAACACUCCCCAAGAAUAUACCCAAGAAAGUCUGACAUCUAUUUACACGUUGCCAUCUUUGACCAUUAUAUCAAGUGUACAAUCUGAAACACACUGUAUUGUCUAUAUUUAUUCUAAUAUUGUAUAUAUUACUACUGUGUGUAGUGCCGAUGCCGCUUUACUUCAUGUUCCCUCCAGUGGUCUGGAGGUCUUAGAGUAUUCUAUUUUGUUAUAUUUAGUUUUCUAUUUAGUGUUGUCUAAUACUUAAUAUUGCUUUCUAUAAUGGAACAAAAUUCUCUGUAACAUUUUCAUGUUUUAUGGAAAAGCAUUUCAUGUUUUUCUUAAUAAAUUGUAUCUUUUGCACAGCA
This is a messenger RNA of Tachysurus vachellii, 959 nucleotides long. It is a transcript of the gene cfap299, whose product is annotated as cilia and flagella associated protein 299. The transcript has 6 exons. NCBI's taxonomy places the organism in Eukaryota, Metazoa, Chordata, Actinopteri, Siluriformes, Bagridae. The record is from RefSeq and is a predicted model, not a curated record. The coding region runs from base 1 to 699 and encodes 232 amino acids.